This is a messenger RNA of Cornus florida, 2918 nucleotides long. Its product is annotated as probable glycosyltransferase At5g03795. NCBI's taxonomy places the organism in Eukaryota, Viridiplantae, Streptophyta, Magnoliopsida, Cornales, Cornaceae. Gene Ontology annotation, molecular function: glycosyltransferase activity. The transcript is spliced from 5 exons. The coding region runs from base 294 to 2342 and encodes 682 amino acids. The record is from RefSeq and is a predicted model, not a curated record.
UAUCACCAGUCAAUUGGGUAUUCUGUGUUACAGUAUAUUAUAUUUGAUCAUUAUGUUAUAUAAUAAUUUAGUCGUAUUAUUGUUAAAUAAAUGGGUCCUAUCGGUUACAAUUACGACAUAUUCAAGUAUUAUUCUUUUACUCAAGUGGAUGCUUUUUCUGAAGUGGGUCUCUCCGUUGUCGAUCUUCCUUCUGCUUCAAUCUCAGGACAUGGAGUAAAAUUUGGGGUCAUUUAUCAAUCACUCAGCCUCCGUGUGUACCUAUGAUGAUAGGUUGAAUAUUGCUAACUUAUGAUAUGGAAAUUGGAUCUCAGUUUCAAGGGUUAUGUCAUGCCCAAAUCCAGAGACUUCUUUUGAUCCUGGGGAUAUUAGCUGCUGCUAUAAUUCUGUUUCAAUUAUUCGCACUUUCCUAUGAAAAGCAUUUACCCUCUCUACCUCAUGCCAAUAAGGGUUCAGUGUCAGCGACCGUUGACAGUGCCACCCUUUUGAAUAUUUCGAAAUUAACCAAUAUUCAUAUAGUUCAUGGGGUGGUCACAAAUGCUAAUGCUUCUGAUUUGAAGGGAAAAGCUUGGAACAAGAAUGAAAUGAACGGAGAGGACACAGACUAUGAAUUUGCAUCUGAUGGUGAUGGAGAGAGUGAUAAUUCUUCUGAAAUAAGCGAGGAGAGGAACUCACAUAAUGAGUUUAGAUUGGGGAUGGAUCUAACAGUUCAUAACAGUUCAACAAUCAGAACUGUUAGGUGGACAGAUAAUAGUUUUACUCAAGAACAGGUUACAGGAUUAGGACUUGGUGCCCUGGAGCAGGUUAAGGAAUCAGAUAAUGAUUCUACUCUAGGCAAUGACCAAAAAACAAUUAGCUCCCCGAUCCUAGGAGGAAUUCAGAAUCGAACUGGUUUUGGGGCCUUGCCUCCCAUGUCACCAAGAAUUUUUACAAAUGGCACCGAAAACCUAGAUGCAGAUUCAAGAUCUCUACUGUUACCUGUUGCUGCCAAUGUAUCCGCAGGACACACGUACAAUCACACUACGGAAACCCAGCCCAAGGAUGCAAGUUCUGAGCCGAUGCAAAAAAUUUCAGUUACUUUGAGCAAUAAUUCCUCAUUGGCUGUUAAUUCUAUUAAGGAGAGGAGGACGAAAACAAUAUCAAUAUACCAGAUGAAUUUGUUAUUGAUUCAGAGUUCUGUUUCUUCUAAUUCAAUGAGGCCAAGAUGGUCUUCUGCACGCGAUCGACAACUUCAAGAUGCAAGAUUACAAAUUGAGAAACCUCCAAUCAUAAGGAAUGCUCCAGGACUCCAUGCUUCUCUUUUUCGAAAUUUUUCCAUGUUUAAAAGGAGUUAUGAAAUGAUGGAACGAAUGCUCAAAGUCUAUAUUUAUAGAGAAGGAGAGAAGCCGAUAUUCCAUGAGCCAUAUUUGAGGGGAAUUUAUGCUUCUGAAGGAUGGUUCAUGAAACUGAUAGAGGGAAACAAACAAUUUGUGGUGAGGAACCCCACAAAAGCUCACUUAUUUUACUUACCUUUCAGUUCACAAAAGCUAAGGCUUGCACUUAAUGAACCGAAGUUUGCGAGUCAGAAGGACUUGGAAAAAUAUCUAAAGCACCAUGUGGACAUGAUUGCUGGCAAGUAUCGUUUUUGGAACAGAACUGGAGGAGCAGAUCAUUUUAGUGUUUCUUGUCAUGAUUGGGCUCCUAGGAUGACAAGGAAUAGCAUGGGGAGUUGCAUCAGAGCUCUUUGCAACACCAACAUAGCCAGCGGCUUCAAAAUAGGCAAGGAUGUUUCUCUACCUGUGACAUAUGUUCGUAAUUCGCAGGACCCCCUAAAAGGUAUAGGAGGAAAACCUCCUUCAGAGAGACAUAUUCUGGUCUUCUUUGCAGGGGGCAUGCAUGGGUAUCUCCGUCCCAUUCUGCUACAGUAUUGGAAGGAUAAAGAACCCGACAUGAAGAUCUUUGGGCCAAUGCCUCGUGAUAUCGAGGGCAAAGCACUCUACAGGGAGCACAUGAAGAGCAGCAAAUAUUGCAUAUGUGCCAGGGGCUAUGAAGUCCACACACCUAGAGUGGUCGAGUCCAUAUUGUAUGAGUGCGUACCAGUGAUCAUAUCAGAUAACUAUGUGCCUCCAUUCUUUGAGAUAUUGGACUGGGAAGCAUUUUCUGUGUUCAUCCCUGAGAAAGACAUCCCGAAUUUGAGGAACAUACUUCUUUCUAUUCCAGAGGAAAAGUACCUUGCAAUGCAGCAGAGAGUAAAGAUGGUGCAGCAGCAUUUUCUUUGGCACAAACAGCCAGUUAAGUACGAUUUAUUUCACAUGAUCCUUCACUCAGUUUGGUACAACAGAGUUUUUCAGUUAAAAACUAGGUGAGGAGUUCAGGCAUUGAGGAAACAGGAAAAUGAGCAUUCAUCGAAAAAAUAAAUAAAUAAAAUAAAAUAAAAUAAAAUGAAAUGUCUUCUCUGAAGAGACGACGAAUGGUAAAGAAAAGGUCCAAGCAACUCCAGAAUCUGCUGAAAAAUGUAUAGUGCCAGUGUAUUUGAAGGAGGGCCUGAACGUGUUAGGGAGCCGAACACACCAUUAUGAAGGCUGAUUUUCAAUUAGCAUUGCCCUUUGUUCAUAGUGUACAGUGAGGAGGACUGUAAAAUAUUGAGAACCGAGCGCAAUAUAUGGUCAAAGGCUAUUCUCCAAUUAAAUUGAGAACCAUACCUUUCGAUCACAUGGUAAUGUAACCUAAAGUUCUUCUCUAUGUGAUGAUACAACAUAUAUAUAUAUAUUACGUAUAUAUAUUUCAAAGGGGAAAAAAUCAGUCUCCUGCUCAUCUCUCACUGGAAGGUGUCCAUGGAGGGGUAAAUGCUGACAUGGCACUUUUAGUUAAAAUAGUAUUUACUAGAUUUUGUAUAAUACAUAUUACUUGUAGACCAUUUUCAUACGAAAUAUUUUAUUCAA